Molecule: messenger RNA, 3135 nt
Organism: Balaenoptera musculus (blue whale)
Lineage: Eukaryota; Metazoa; Chordata; Mammalia; Artiodactyla; Balaenopteridae
Gene: EEF1AKMT1
Product: EEF1A lysine methyltransferase 1
Exons: 4
Coding region: 86-718 (210 amino acids)
Biological process (GO): methylation
Molecular function (GO): nucleic acid binding; protein-lysine N-methyltransferase activity
Source: RefSeq, a predicted model, not a curated record
CACGCGCAGACGCAGUCGGCUGUCCGGGCCAGCGAGGUGAGGUGGCGGCACACGCGCGGAGGCGAGUGGGGCGCGUUGGUGUGAAAUGAGCAACUCUGAAGAUGAGGACCUCCCCCAGCUCUCUUCCCAUGCCCUUGCAGCUCUGCAGGAAUUUUAUGCUGAGCAGAAACAGUACACUGACCUCGGUGGCGAUGACAAGUAUAACAUUGGAAUAAUAGAAGAGAACUGGCUGAGCCAGUUUUGGUACACUCCGGAGACCGCCCUGCGCCUUGCAGAGGAAGCCGUGGCAGCUGCUGGGGAAGGUGGCAGAAUAGCAUGUGUGAGUGCCCCCAGCGUUUACCAGAAGCUGAGAGAGCUGCACAGAGAAGACUUUUCUGUCUGUAUCUUCGAAUAUGACCACAGGUUUGCCAUAUACGGAGAGGAGUUUAUCUUCUAUGAUUACAAUAACCCAGUGGAUUUACCUGAGAAAAUUGCUGCACACAGUUUUGACAUUGUAAUAGCAGAUCCCCCCUAUCUCUCUGAGGAAUGUCUUAGAAAAACGUCGGAAACCAUCAAGUACCUGACCCGGGGCAAGAUUCUGCUGUGCACAGGUAGGUGCCGGAUUGGCAACACGCCUCCCGUGACUUUAAACAAGGCUCUUCCCCGCUCCGCACCCCAGUCGCCUAUCUGUACAGUGGGGCUGAGAUGCUGCCUGCCUCUCAGGGCUGGAGAGAAGUAAGUGGCAUGAUGCCUGGGACGCGGGGUCCGGCCCUGGGUGAGUGCACCAGGAGUGUUACUUGUACUCAUCAACGUCAGUAAUAGUAACAGUAUCUGACUCAGCCUGUACAGUUGAUAAAAGAAAUUUGGAAUCUCGGGGGUUAAAGUGGAUGCCAAAGGUCACAGAGCUAGACAUUAGAUUAGGUUUACCAAAGCUGAGAAGGAGACUUUCACACUGGUGAUGUGGAUAUAUUUUCUUAAGGUGGAUAUACUGGCAUUUGACUGAGAACGAAAACGUUAACUGCUGGUCUCCCUACUUCCGGGCAGCCUGGCAUCCAGGCCUGCUGUGUGGGCCCUGCUUCCCCCAGUGCAGUGGGUGCCGAGGACAGGCAGGGCUGGAGGGAGGAAUGGGAUUUGUCAGCCAAAGGCUGGUGUGAAUGUAUUGGUACAAGUUUGCACGAUUCGCUACUACUGAAAAAGGGGUUGUUGACUCAAAGUUGGAAAAUGGUGGCUUUUUAGUAAUUAUUUUUGCUUUCCUUAUGUUACUUUGUGGAAUAUAAUUAUUUUCUUAAUUUCUAAGUGUCUCAGCCUUGCAGAUGUAGGAAAAUUAUUUAUUAAAUGAAAAAGAAAAGGAAAAAAGUAGGUAAUUUGCAUAAAUGUUGGAGGAAGUAAAAAGGAAUAGAGAGCACUGACCUUCCCCCUGAUCGCUGAGUGGUACCGUCAACUCACCGCUUCCCGCAUCUGGUCGAGAAUACCUCCCUGGCUGGCCUGGCGGGUGUGGAGCUGAGCACGUGGCUGGUGCCUCAGUCUCCGGGUUCCUCUGGUUGUCCUCUCCAGGUGCCGUCAUGGAGGAAGAGGCAGCAAAACUUCUUGGAGUGAAGAUGUGCAAGUUUAUUCCAAAACACACUCGAACCUUGGGAAAUGAAUUUCGCUGUUACGUGAAUUAUGAUUCUGGGCUGGACUGUGAACUGUGAACGCAGCUGGUAAUACAAGGUAGUAAAGGAACCAUGUGACAUUUCCCUCUUUUUAUUUUCUUAGUAGACUGAAAAGCUACGACCUCCCCUCCUCCCUCACAAACUGGGGCUCUCCCCGGCCUAACUUUCAAGAUGAAGAAGACAUCUUGUUGUGAUUUCCUUAGUGAGGGCAUCCCUAGAGCUUGGGAUGCUUUUGCCAACUUGAAUCAGUGGAAUUAUAUUUGGAAGAAGUCAUAGAAGCAUCUAGUCUACUCUCCUCACUUAACGCAGGUAAAGAGCAGAAGUACAGGCAGCUUAGUGAUUGGCCAGGACCUUGGCCUCUGCCUGGGGCGUAUCCCGUGUGCAGGUGCCUGCGGACACCCGAGUGUGCUUUGACAGCCAUGCCGUUUGGACUUGUAGCUGAGGACGAGCAUUGUGUCCAGUUCACAACUGCCUCCCAGGAGCUCAGUGCCCAGAAGAGGGCACAUGCUCAGUAAAUAAAUAUUUGUUAAAUGGAUGAGUGUUCCAUUCAGAGAAAAAAAAUACAGGUUGCCUUUCUAGAUCUUGGAAGGGAAAGCUGAUUCUUCCAUUGGGAAUGUGUUACCUGUUAACAGCUAACGUUAGUUAAACUGAUGAUGAAUACAGUUUAUGGAAUAGCAGUGUUAUCCCCAUGCAAACCAUUUACUCUCCUUCAGUCCACUCCUCUGAUGUUUGCACUAUGUAUGUUUGAGGAGUGGCUAGAAAAUGUUACACAACAGUGGCAGUGCUUGAAAUAAUUACCCAAGGUUUGAAAGGCAAUUUUUGUUUUUAAUUCGUGGAUUUCUUUUUUGAUGUUGAUCUGAACCUUCUGUUUUCUGCACAAGAAUGUAUGCUAGAUACACCACCACUAGGCUUACCUUUUUUUUUUUUCCCAGAGGUUGAGCCCAGAAGUAAAAUUCCCCAAAUGGUAUAUAGAACUACCCACAGCUAUCAAUUUCAAUUUUGAAUUUUUUAUUUGGAAAAUAUGAAUUUUGCUCAGCAAUGUUUUCAUGCACAACCUCUGUCAAUAUUUCGUACAAACUGAAAAUUCUCGGUUGACCUUCCAUCCAGAUCAAACCAAGGCUGAUUGUAAGUAGCGGCAAAGAGCAUAUAAACAACGAUGCAGAGAGGCUGACUCUGCAGAUGAUCUUCCUAAACAUCAACCAUAAAAUUAAAGUGAAGACCUUAAUUAACAGUUUCCUCUGAAAAUUAGUGGAGCCAUCAAAGCAGAGUCCAGAGAGAAAUGCACAGCCAGCGUGCCCUUCACCUACAGUUGUUAAAGCAAGUUAAGAACUUCUUACUUUUACAAAUAAUUGUGUUCAGGGACAGACUUAAGCCUAAAGAAAAAAGUAAAGGUUUAAGCUCACGCAGUUGUAGAAGAGGACUCCGCGCCUGAUUUCUGGUAAUUGUAAGUCUGCAAGUGAAAAAAAUUUCUAAUUGUAUAAACCUGCGGCGAUUUAUAUCCUCA